Messenger RNA from Hemiscyllium ocellatum (epaulette shark), 690 nucleotides. RefSeq lists its product as uncharacterized. The coding region runs from base 67 to 690 and encodes 207 amino acids. The transcript is spliced from 4 exons. Lineage: Eukaryota; Metazoa; Chordata; Chondrichthyes; Orectolobiformes; Hemiscylliidae. The record is from RefSeq and is a predicted model, not a curated record.
GGAGUGUGUCUGUGCGAGUCUGCAACUGCGUAGUUGGAAUUUGCCAAACUUUUGAAGGGGCAGAAAAUGUUGGACCCUCGCUGGGCCAUCUCAGGGGGCUUCGGGAUUGCAACCCUGUUUCAGCCCGAGCUGGCCACCAGGACUGGGGGGAGGCGAGGGCUUGCAACAGCUCUCGGAAGACGCAGCAACGAUGGUAGAAAUGUAUUUUUUUUUCCCCUUUGGGGGUGGGGAGAGAGGAUUUCUGUUCUGAAGAUUCCGCAGCCACGCAUCCAGAAGGCGAGGGAUGUUGCAAAGCAGGUCCCCCGAGGGAGAGUCUCGUUCCUCCCUCAUCCAUCCCCCCCACCCUCACCCCAGCCGACAGGAUGGCAACUUGGACAUGGAAGCUGCGUUGUUGUAUCGCCGCGUUCGUCCCCCAGCAUGGCCGACAUCGCGAGGGUUGACCCUUGGGCUCCGACCGGGACGCUCUGUCACCUUGCUCUGAGCUGCCCCACUGUGACGGUGAGCCCUGUGUUUGCUUGGAUCCUGUCUAUUGCAAAAUGUGGCUUGAUUUGUCUUGUUUAUCCUUUUGUCCUUGUAAUCGACCUCGUACUGAUGAGCAGACUCUUCAACGUUUGUGCGACAGUGUUUCGGCAACUCAUCACCACGUUAGCUAAAACAGGGAGCGAUUGUCGAAGGCGGGUUUCAUUUUGA